This is a messenger RNA of Hirsutella rhossiliensis, 228 nucleotides long. Its product is annotated as ribosomal l38e protein family domain-containing protein. Gene Ontology annotation, molecular function: structural constituent of ribosome. Bases 1 to 228 code for a protein of 75 amino acids. The transcript is spliced from 4 exons. Gene Ontology annotation, cellular component: ribosome; cytosolic large ribosomal subunit. The record is from RefSeq and is a predicted model, not a curated record. NCBI's taxonomy places the organism in Eukaryota, Fungi, Ascomycota, Sordariomycetes, Hypocreales, Ophiocordycipitaceae. Gene Ontology annotation, biological process: protein-RNA complex assembly; translation.
AUGCCCAAGGAGGUCGCCGAUAUCAAAAAGUUCAUCGAGAUCUGCCGCCGGAAGGACGCUUCCUCCGCGCGGAUCAAGAAGAACAAGAAGGCACACAAUGUCAAGUUCAAGGUCCGCUGCCAGAGGCACCUCUACACCCUGGUGCUCAAGGACACCGAAAAGGCCGAGAAGCUGAAGCAGAGCCUCCCUCCCAACCUGCACAUCACCGACCUCUCCAAGAAGAACUAA